AGAGGCCGCUAUUACUUAUCACGCCGUCGAUUUCUGCAUUUCGUCAUUUGUUGUCGAUGCUGUUCGGUGUGGUUGAAACAAGAUUAAAUAGAAUUUUGAAAGUUUCAUGCUUUUUCUCCAGUAUGGCUGCUGCUAGUGAUUGGAAAAAUGCAAAGUCAAUUUAUGAAUUCAAUGCACUGGACAUAGAUGGAAAUGAUGUUUCAAUGGAAAAAUACAGAGGUCAUGUUGUUUUGAUUGUUAAUGUUGCGUCCAAGUGAGGAAUGACAGCCAAAAAUUAUACGCAACUACAACAGCUGCAUGAGAAAUACAGUGAAUCUCAUGGGUUGCGAAUUUUGGGCUUUCCUUGCAAUCAGUUUGGACAUCAGGAACCUGGUGAUGAAGCUGCCAUUAAAGAGUUUGUAAAAGGUUACAAUGUUCAGUUUGAUAUGUUCAGUAAAAUCAAUGUUAAUGGUGAUAAUGCUCAUCCCCUCUGGAAAUAUUUAAAAUCAAAGCAGGGUGGUACUCUUGGCAGUUUUAUUAAAUGGAAUUUCACUAAGUUUCUUGUCGAUAAAGACGGGCAACCAGUUGCUCGUUAUGCACCAAACCACGAACCUCUGGCCAUUGAACCAGAUCUUCAGAAAUAUUUUUAAUCAGGACUAAUGCAUUUGAUUUAAAUCUCAUUGUGUAGAAAUAUGAUGGUUGACCAGAAAACCAUUACUUAUGGAUAGGUGAACUGGAU
This is a messenger RNA of Centruroides sculpturatus (bark scorpion), 718 nucleotides long. RefSeq names its product glutathione peroxidase-like (gene Gtpx). The transcript is spliced from 7 exons. NCBI's taxonomy places the organism in Eukaryota, Metazoa, Arthropoda, Arachnida, Scorpiones, Buthidae. The record is from RefSeq and is a predicted model, not a curated record. Gene Ontology annotation, molecular function: glutathione peroxidase activity. Gene Ontology annotation, biological process: response to oxidative stress.